AUGAGCUGGCUCCUCGAGCAGACAGACGUGGAACCCGCGCAUGUCAUCAGCGACAGCCAUUGGAUUCGGCUGAAAACGACGGUGAGGGAUGCUGACAAGCUUCUGGAUGCGGGCUACGCAUGGUUCCAGCACUGGGACAGCGGCAAGGAGGUCUUAAGGCCGUUGCAAUACUCGCUGCCACAGGACUUAAGAAGCGUGAUCUCGUUGAUAAUCCUUACCAUGAGGCCGGAUGAAUUGAUCCCACAUGGCAAUAGGACCAUUACGCCCAGUUGCAUCAGGGCUCUGUAUAACAUCCCCGCAAACCUGAAAGUCAGCAAGGCCCGGGGUCUCGGGGUAUACGCCUCUCAGAGGCAGGUCGCCAAGUUUGCCGGUUUCGCCCUCUUCGCCCAGAAGGUCGAACCGCCCUCCAAAGGCGUGAACUUUUCCUUUCUGAAAAUCAACGGCGGGACGACGGGCCAGAACCGGAACAGCUUGUCCAACGAUGAACUGAGCUGUCUUGCUUGGUCGCGGAAAUCAAAAGCACGCGAUUUUGAAUGUGACCGCAGUUUCAGAAACAGCAAUAGUUCAACAAUUUGA
Messenger RNA from Colletotrichum graminicola M1.001, 576 nucleotides. RefSeq names its product tripeptidyl peptidase SED3. The record is from RefSeq and is a predicted model, not a curated record. Gene Ontology annotation, biological process: proteolysis. The transcript is spliced from 2 exons. Gene Ontology annotation, molecular function: tripeptidyl-peptidase activity; endopeptidase activity. Lineage: Eukaryota; Fungi; Ascomycota; Sordariomycetes; Glomerellales; Glomerellaceae. Bases 1 to 576 code for a protein of 191 amino acids.